Messenger RNA from Filobasidium floriforme, 1965 nucleotides. Its product is annotated as capsular associated protein. The coding region runs from base 1 to 1965 and encodes 654 amino acids. The transcript has 6 exons. NCBI's taxonomy places the organism in Eukaryota, Fungi, Basidiomycota, Tremellomycetes, Filobasidiales, Filobasidiaceae. The record is from RefSeq and is a predicted model, not a curated record.
AUGUCCCAUCGAGCCACAUCGAAACCCGGAUCCUCCGGGUCAUCACCCACCUCGAUUCCCAACCAACGCAAGAUCCUCUACUCGGUCCUCGGCUUGGCCUCCAUCUUCCUCCUCUUCCAAGUCUUGCCUUCGACGAACAAGUCGUUCCGCACGCCUAAAUGGACGGCCAACCCGUUAUCCUUCCGUCAGGCGCUCUUGAGGAACCGGGACAAGGUCGUCCAGCGGCCUCCUAUUCAACAUCCCAUUCCCAAGCUCAUGGAUCGGGCCAAGGAACAGUUCGAAGACAAGGUCAAUAGGCAGAGCAAGACGCUCGACGAGGCCGUUACCGAGUACAGGAAGAGGUACGACAUGGACCCGCCCAAGGGGUUCGACGAAUGGUUCCAGUUCGCCAAAGACAACAAGGCCGUCAUGAUCGACGAAUACGAUCAGCUCAUGCGAGACCUCUCUCCGUUCCGCCAAUUCGCCGGUUCAGAGAUCAGAGAACGAGCCAUCCAAGUCGGUUACCUGCCCUCGGUCGACCUGGUCCGCGUGCAGAACGGCACGACCCGGACGAUCGACGUCAACAAGGGGUUCGACGAUAGUGAAGUCGGGGCACGUGCGAAAGGUUUCCGUGUCAUGUUGGAAAAGUUCCAGGACAAGUUGCCGGAUAUGGAUUUCCCUAUCAACGAAAAGGCCGAAGGACGGAUCUUGGUACCCUGGGAGCAAAACUUGUACCACAAUCUGACCGCCGAUGCGAGCAAGGGUAUCGAACACGUACUGGGGGGCAAGUUCGCUCCAGACUGGCGGGGCGACGGAAACGUCUGGGAAGCCUAUCGAAGGACUUGCGACCCGCACUCUCAAGCCCGGCGUCUCUUCGGCUCACUCCGCGCUCAGCUCAAGGACGGCCAACAACCUACCGACCACCUCGAACAGGCUGGGAUCUCCACCUCCCUCUCCCCCGAUUUCACCUUCGCCGAGGACAUCGACGACAAGUAUUCUUACUGCGACCACCCUUGGGCGCAUUACAGUCAGGGCCACUUCUUCUCCGAUUGGAGGACGAUCCACGCUCUUUACCCUAUGUUCUCCCCGGCCAAGGGGACGGGUUACGGUGACAUCCUCAUCCCCUCGCACUACUACUACUCGUCCACCAAGCGGUACACGUACGGAUGGGACCCGGCGCAUAUGAUCAUCAAGGAAGUCGACGAUAUGGAAGUCCCCUGGCAUAAAAAGGUGGACGACAUCUUUUGGAGAGGGGCGACUACGGGUGGGGGGUCGAGUCCUCCUGGAUUCUUGGCUCAAUAUCAGCGACACCGAUUCCUCCGCCUGACCUCGGACUCGACCGACGCCAACCGGUCCGUCGUCUUUGCCGAUCCGCCCGGCUCGGACCAUUUCAUCGAAGCCAAAGUGCCCAUCGGUCAACUCAACGCCGACAUCGUCGAUGCCGCUUUCACCAAAGCCGUCGGAUGUACCCAAUACCCCGGUGGAUGCGACGGUAUGCGCAAGGACCAUCGGUUCGCCGACGCCGUGCCCCUGGGUGAGAACUGGAGGCACAAGUACUUGAUCGAUCUGGAUGGGAUGGGGUAUUCGGCGAGGUACUUUUCGUUGUUGGCGAGCGAGAGCGCGGUGAUGAAGACUUCGGUGUAUACCGAGUUCUUUUCCGACUGGAUCGAGCCUUGGCUGCACUACAUCCCCGUCACCCAGGGAUACAGCGAGAUCUACAACAUCUGGUCCUACUUCUCUGGCCCUACGCAAGCAAUGAUCCAAGCGGCCAACCAGACUCGAGCCUCGUUUGGCGGUCGCAAGGCCGCUCUCGCCGCCAGGCCUUUGGACGGGGAUGCAGAGCUUCGAAAGAUCGCCAAGGCGGGGAGAAGCUGGAAGUAUACUCACGGACGCAAGCUCGAUAUGGAGGUUUACGUUUACAGGCUGUGCCUCGAGUGGGGUAGACUCAACGCUGACGACCGUGAGGCUGCGUCAUACAAGCCCUAG